This is a messenger RNA of Cinara cedri, 201 nucleotides long. NCBI's taxonomy places the organism in Eukaryota, Metazoa, Arthropoda, Insecta, Hemiptera, Aphididae. The record is from the annotation of a GenBank genome assembly.
AUGAGCCCAGUGUAUGGAGGAGAAAGUAGGCAAGAUUCAGUUAGAUUAGGUCUUGAAAGCCUGCAGACUGAUUAUGUGAUGAUACACGACGCUUGUAGACCCUUUAUUUCACAUACCUUAAUAGAGAAAUUAAUUGAAUCUAUGAGCUGUGAGCAUACAGGGGUUGUUCCUGUGGUAGAUGUUGAAGAUACUGUGUCGCUG